Messenger RNA from Salvelinus namaycush (lake trout), 3912 nucleotides. It is a transcript of the gene plch2b, whose product is annotated as phospholipase C, eta 2b. Lineage: Eukaryota; Metazoa; Chordata; Actinopteri; Salmoniformes; Salmonidae. The coding region runs from base 1 to 3912 and encodes 1303 amino acids. Gene Ontology annotation, biological process: lipid metabolic process; phosphatidylinositol-mediated signaling. Gene Ontology annotation, molecular function: phosphatidylinositol-4,5-bisphosphate phospholipase C activity; calcium ion binding. The transcript is spliced from 22 exons. The record is from RefSeq and is a predicted model, not a curated record.
AUGGAUAUACUUCCUGGAUUAUGGACUAAACCCCAUCAACACCCCACCGAUGACAGCUCCAUCUCCAAGAUCUCCAAGACUGAGUCUCACCACCACCCCACCAAUGACAGCUCCAUCUCCAAGAUCUCCAAGACUGAGUCUCACCACCACCCCACCGAUGACAGCUCCAUCUCCAAGAUCUCCAAGACUGAGUCUCACCACCACCCCACCGAUGGCAGCGAUAUUUCCAAGACUGAGCCUCACCUCUACCCCAAGAGAAGGACCUCCUCCCCCUUCAGCAGGUCCUCCAGCAGGUCCCCCACCCCAUCCAUCAUGACGUCCCCAAAGCUGUGGCAGAAAACCUCCAUCUCCAGACUGGCAGAGGAGUUCUUUUGGAUUGGUGGAAGCGUCGUAGCACAACCCAAAUGGAGACUGGGUCAAUAUGUGUGUGUGUGCCUUCCUCCCUGCGGCCUGUCUGCAGUGGAGAGGUGUAUGUGCACCAUGCAGACUGGCACCCAGAUGACCAAACUGAAAGGGAAGAAGAAGGGCCUGGUCAGGUUCUUCUACCUGGAUGAACACAAGUCCUGCAUCCGCUGGAGGCCCUCCAGGAAGCACGAUAAAGCUAAAAUAACCAUUGACUCCAUCCACGAGGUGUGUGAGGGCAAGAAGUCUGAGAUCUUCCAGCGCUACGCAGACAGCUGCUUCGACCCCAACUGCUGCUUCAGUAUUUACCAUGGCGACCACGUGGAGUCUCUUGACCUGGUCACCACUAACGGAGAUGAGGCCCGUACCUGGAUUACUGGCCUGAAAUACCUCAUGGCUGGCAUCAGUGACGAGGACAGUCUGGCAAAGAGACAACGCAAAAGGGACCAAUGGUUACAGCAGACCUUCUCAGAGGCAGACAAAAACGGGGACGGCAAUUUGAGCCUGGGAGAGGUUCUUCAGUUACUCCACAAACUCAAUGUGAACCUGCCCAGGCAGAAAGUCAGAGAGAUGUUUAAGAAAGCAGACACAGAUGACAACCAGGGUUCGUUAGCUUUUGAAGAAUUCUGUACCUUCUAUAAGAUGAUGUCUACACGCAGAGGCCUCUAUCUCAUCAUGCUCUCCUACAGUAAUAACAAAGAGUUCAUGGACCUGAAUGACCUGGUCCGUUUCAUGGAAAAUGAACAGAAGAUGGCGGGUGUAACCAGAGAAUAUUGUCUGGAGAUAGUCAGCCAGUUUGAGCCAUGUUCUCAAAACCUACAGAAUAUGGUUCUGGGCAUCGAUGGUUUCACCAAUUACAUGCGAAGUCCAGCAGGAGACAUCUUUAAACCAGACCACCAUCAUGUGCACCAGGACAUGACUCAGCCCCUGUGUAACUACUUCAUAGCCUCGUCCCACAACACCUACCUGACAGGGGACCAGCUUCUGUCUGAGUCCAGGGUAGACAUGUACGCCUAUGUGCUCCAGGCUGGCUGUCGCUGUGUGGAAGUGGACUGCUGGGAUGGACCAGACGGGGAGCCUAUCGUCCAUCAUGGCUACACCCUGACAUCCAAGAUCCUCUUCAAAGACAUCAUUGAAACCAUUAACAAAUAUGCCUUCACAAAGAAUCAGUACCCAGUGAUCCUAUCCAUAGAGAACCAUUGCACAGUGCCCCAGCAGAAGAAGAUGGCUGAGUAUCUGUUGGAGGUGCUCCAGGAUAAGGUGGACCUUUCUACGGUCAACAUGAAUGAAUUCAGAAAGUUGCCCUCCCCAGAGCUCCUGAAAGGGAAAGUUUUAGUCAAGGGAAAGAAGCUUCCAGCGAACAUUGAUGAUGAUGCAGAGGAGGGGGAUGUGUCGGAUGAAGACAGUGAGGAAGAGGAGGACGAAGAUGACACCCAGAUAAACACAGAUAGGAAAAAGAAGAAGAAAAAGAAGCUAAUGCUUAAUUUAGACCAUGCAGACCAAGAGAACCCCAUCAUGAGAGACAAAACACACAUUGUGUACCACAACAAGAAAGGGAAGACGAUGAGGUUAUCCCGAGCGCUGUCUGACCUCGUCAAGUACACCAAGUCUGUCCGGGUCCAUGACAUUGAAACACAAGGUGGGGAUUGGCAAGUGUCUUCCCUCAAUGAAAGCAUUGUGAACCAGAUCAUGGCUCUGAAGCCAGCUCAGUUGGUGCGAUUAAACCAGAGGCAGCUACUACGUGUUUACCCCUCCAACUACCGUGUGGACUCUAGCAACUUCAACCCACAGCCCUUUUGGAACGCAGGAUGCCAUAUGGUUGCACUGAAUUACCAAACAGAGGGCCGCAUGCUUGAACUGAACAGAGCCAAGUUCUCAACCAAUGGCAACUGUGGAUACUUACUGAAGCCCAGGUGCAUGAAUAAAGGUUUCUUUAACCCUACGCUGGAGGACCCUCUGCCGGGACAGAGUAAGACUCAAUUGGUACUGAAGAUUAUCAGUGGGCAGCAGCUUCCAAAACCCAAAGACUCAAUGCUGGGGGAUAGAGGGGAGAUUAUUGAUCCUUUUGUAGAGGUGGAGAUCAUCGGUCUGCCUAUUGAUUGCUGUAAGCAGCAGACGCGGGUGGUGGAUGAUAAUGGCUUCAAUCCCAUGUGGGAGGAGAGCUUGGUCUUCACCCUCCACAUGACCCAGAUUGCACUGGUGCGUUUCCAGGUGUGGGACCAUGAUCCGAUAGGACAAAACUUCAUUGGACAGAGGACCAUAGCAUUCGUCAGCAUGAUGCCAGGUUAUCGCCAUGUCUAUCUUGAGGGCAUGGAGGAGGCCUCCAUCUUUGUUCAUGUUGCUGUAAAUGACAUCACAGGAAAGGUUAAGCCAAGUAAUGCUGUAAAGGGUUUUUUGAAAAAAGCUACGAAGAAAGGGUCAGCCAAGGAGCCAAAGACGGUCUCUAUGCACCUCUCCACUUACUCAUCAGAGGACGUCCGUCAGCGGUACCGCAAGGACCUGGACUCCUACUCCCAGGAGAACAGCGGGAACGGCAGCAUGUUAGUGACGCCUGCAGGCAUAGACUACCUCCAUAGAGGGACUCAGAGCGAACCACUGAAGCGAGCUCACACGGUGCAAAUUCUGGAGGAGGAAAUCCAGGGUGCUUCUCCAAAGGAGGAGAAAAAGAAGGAGGGGAAAAGGAAGGGCAUCCUUGUCCGCGUGUCCUCCACCUUCUCCAACUCUGGGGCGUCCAUCCCGUGCAUCACAGCAACAAGCCCUGACCUGGAGGGCAUGUUUCAGUCGUCUCAGCCACAGAGUCCAGAACCAGAGAGACAAAUGCAGUCGUUUCAGGCAGCCUGGCCAGAUCUGGAAGACCAGGUUCAGUCUUUCCAUGCACACUGGCCGGGCCAGAACAACUCGGGUCGGUCAUUUGAGCCUGAGUGGCCAGACCCACCUGUGAUUGAGGACAUAGCAGGAGAACCACUGAGAAAGCUUAACAGUAAGCCUGCACUCCAAAUUGUAUCAGAACAUCUGAACCAGCCCCAACCCCAGCUCCAUCCGCAGCCCCAGUCCCAACCCCAGCCCCAGUCUCAUCCUGAGGUCAUUCUCCGGAACCGACACCCACCAUCCUCCCCUGUCAGAGUUAGACGGACCCUGGAGACCCCAGCCAGCCAACGCCCCUCCAACACGUCACGGACAAAGGCCCGCUCUCGCAGUGUUCCACGAAAGCAGCAUACCUCCCCCAUCACCCCGGUAGUUAACCGCAGGGCUGCUGUGCACUGGCAGCCUCAGACUCCUUCCCCUCCCCCCCAGAACCAUUGCCGCUAUGGCCACCAGCCUAUACCCAACGGCCUCUACCUGUCUGACAGUGACUCCAGCAGUGGUGGCAGUAUAGACAGUCUAAGUCUGGAGCUCCUGCCCUCGCGUGUGCCAGUCAGUGGGCAGAGGGAAGUGGGCACCCUGCAGAGAGAGAUGAAUGCCCUCUUUGACCAAAAGAUGAAGGAGAUUCGCUAUUACUCUACGCUAUAG